CUAUCAAAAUGUACAAAAAAAAGUACCAACAUGGUCGUUGUAAAAAUCAUUAAAUACAAAUAUUUAUAUGAUCAUGAAAAAGAUCAUAAUAGGAUGUAAAUGUUGAAUUUAAAUUUUUUACAUGCUAUUGUUGCUUUUUGGACAUUGCAGUUGCCCUGGGCUCAAAAUGUGGAAGGUUGUUUGGAUGGUUAUAUUGGUAGAAAGUGUGAGUUAGAGUGUCGAUAUCCAAGUUUUGGAGCGGAUUGUCAGGAACAAUGUCUAUGCAUUGAGGCAGAAUGUAGCCAUGUGUCAGGAUGCAAAGAAACGACUGCGCAACCAACUAUCUUGCUGAGCACUCUGUUUAUGUUCAACGACACUGAUUUACCACAAAAUAAAAGUCAAAUUGCUUAUAUUUUUUCUGACUCGAUGGAUAGUUUUCAAAGAGACACCAAAAGUAAACCUUCCAUAUGGACGUUAUUAGAUAUGAAACACAAAAUCUUACUUAUCGGGAUAAUCAUCUGUUUAUCUCUAUUAUUUAUUAUCAUGAUGCUGAUAGCGAGGAAGAAGGUACCUAAAUAUGUGCAUCUGUACCGGUUUAAACCUGCCGGAUUCCAAAGAGCAGCCAGGAUUGAUUCAAUGGACAUUGCCUCUGUGUAAAUAUGUACAAAUUCAAAAAACAAGUUUAAAGAUAUGUUUCAAGCAAAUUGAUUUCCUUUACAAGAAUUCAAGACACGCACAGCAUUGAAAAAAGACAUAAAGAGGCUAGAAUCAUGCUAUUUAUU
Saccostrea cuccullata (small rock oyster) is the source of this 761-nucleotide messenger RNA. RefSeq lists its product as uncharacterized. Bases 100 to 636 code for a protein of 178 amino acids. The record is from RefSeq and is a predicted model, not a curated record. NCBI's taxonomy places the organism in Eukaryota, Metazoa, Mollusca, Bivalvia, Ostreida, Ostreidae. The transcript has 4 exons.